Molecule: messenger RNA, 3015 nt
Organism: Solanum pennellii
Lineage: Eukaryota; Viridiplantae; Streptophyta; Magnoliopsida; Solanales; Solanaceae
Product: scarecrow-like protein 9
Exons: 3
Coding region: 212-2497 (761 amino acids)
Biological process (GO): regulation of DNA-templated transcription
Cellular component (GO): nucleus
Molecular function (GO): DNA-binding transcription factor activity; sequence-specific DNA binding
Source: RefSeq, a predicted model, not a curated record
UUGCUAUUACCGGUUACCAUCUCCCCUGUUUUAUUAUACAAACAAUCUUAUAUAAUAUAGUUAAUACAAUACUCGCAUUUCUUCAUUUUUUCUCUCUCUCUUUGCUUCUCCAUAGGUUUAAGAGAGAAUAUUGUUUGUGCUUGUUCCACUUUUGAGCUUGGAUUAUAUAUGGUUGUCACAGAUUCAUUAUUAACUUUGAGGUUUGGUUAAAAUGGAUCCGAGGUUUAAUGGACAUCGGAGUUCUUUGAAUAAUUUUCGAUUUGGGAACCAACCAUUACCUUUUUCUUCAGAGCAGAGGAUGAUUAAUGGACCAAGAUUUGGACUCAUUUAUUCAGAUCAGAAUCUUCUCAAUGGUCCUAGACUAGAAAAUAACUUUGUCCAACACGAUUUUGGUGCUGUUGGAUUUAUAAGUGGUGAUCAUUUACCUACUAGUGUAGAAUCAAGAACUGACCUUGGUGUUGAGAACGACUUCAAUGAAGAUAUUGAUUUCUCGGAUGCAGUGUUGAGCUAUAUAAAUCGGAUGCUAAUGGAAGAAGACAUGGAGGACAAGACAGAUAUGCUUCAGGAGUCCUUGGAACUUCAAGCUAAAGAGAAGUCACUUUAUGAGGCCCUCGGUAAGAAGUAUCCACCAUCACCGGAGCAAAACAUGUUUACUGCUCGGAACAGUGAGAGUCCCGAUGACUACGUUGCAGGAAGUAUAUACAAUUCCACAAGUAAUACUGGUGACAGUAGUGGUUACCUAGUCGAUCCAAGGGGGGUUAACAUUUCUACCAACUGCAAUUCUUCUUACUUCGAAGGCCUUUCAUUUCAUAAUACUUCUUCAGUAUGCUCAUCAAAUAGUGGGAGUAAUGUUGUCGAUGGAUUCUUAGACUCUCCUGUUAGUUCCUUUCAUAUUCCUGAUAUAUACGAUGAGAGUCAAUCUAUUUUGAACUUUCAGAAAGGAGUUGAAGAAGCAAGUAAGUUCCUCCCGACUAGUAAUAAGUUGUUGAACAGUAUAGAUAUAAAUCUCUUGCCAUCUCGGGAGCCCCAAAGGCAAACUGCUUAUGCAGCUUCUCAGGUGGAGGAAAAGGAUGAGGGAGAGACUUCACCAACUGAGGCGAGAGGGAAGAAAAAUCCUCUGAGUGGUGAUAAUAAUAUCGAAGAAGAAAGAAGUAGCAAACAGGCUGCAGUUUUUACUGAAUCAACUCUACGAUCGGAGGAGUUUGAUAUCGUCUUGCUGAAUAGCAUGGGGAAGGGAGGAGAAGCAUUAGAAGCUUAUCAACAAAACCUGAGGAAUGCUAAAAGCAAAACUACAGUGCAGAUAUCAAAAGGAUCAAAAGGAGGAAAGGGCCGGGGGAAGAAACAGGGUGGAAAGAAGGAAGUCAUAGAUUUGAGAACUCUCAUGAUAAAUUGUGCGCAAGCUGUUGCUGCUGACGAUUCCAGGAUUGCGAAUGAACUUUUGAAACAAAUCAGACAACAUUCAUCCCCAUUUGGAGAUGGAAACCAGAGAUUAGCUCAUUGCUUUGCAGAUGGUCUCGAGGCGCGUUUGGCUGGUACUGGUAGCCAGAUAUAUAAAGCUCUUGUCAAUAAACGAACAUCUGCAGCUGAUCUUUUGAAGGCCUACCAUUUGUAUCUCGCAUCUAGCCCAUUCAGAAAGAUCUCAAGUUUUGCUUCAAACAAGACAAUCAUGCUAAAGGCAGAGAAUGCAACAAGGGUUCAUGUUAUUGACUUUGGCAUCCUGUAUGGCUUCCAAUGGCCUACAUUCAUCCAACGUAUUGCAGAAAGAGAAGGGGGGCCACCGAGGCUUCGUAUUACUGGCAUAGAGUUUCCCCAACCAGGCUUCAGGCCAGCGGAACGGAUUGAAGAAACAGGUCGCCGUUUAGCUGAUUAUGCUCGAUCCUUUAAUGUUCCAUUUGAAUACCAUGCAAUUGCAAAGAAAUGGGAGAGCAUUACAGUUGAGGAUCUAAAACUCGACAAAGAUGAAUUUCUUGCUGUCAACUGCUUGUAUCGUUUUAAGAACCUGCAUGAUGAGACUAUUGCAGUUGAAAGUUCAAGAACUAUCGUCCUCAACCUCGUAAGGAAGAUCAAUCCAGAUAUCUUCGUGCAUGGUAUUGUCAAUGGGGCUUAUAGUGCCCCAUUUUUCGUCACACGGUUUCGUGAGGCCUUAUUCCACUUUUCUGCACUUUUUGAUAUUCUUGAAACUAUUGUUCCCCGUGAGAUUCCAGAAAGACGAUUAAUUGAGAGAGAGAUAUUUGGGAGGGAAGCCCUGAAUGUCAUAGCUUGUGAGGGGUGGGAAAGAGUUGAACGUCCAGAGACAUACAAGCAGUGGCAAGCUCGUAUUAUGGGGGCAAGGUUUACACAGAUACCUUUUGACCGGGAGGAAUUCGUGAAUAAGGCAAUAGAGAAAGUGAGGUUAGGAUAUCAUAGAGACUUUGUAAUAGAUGAAGAUAGCCAGUGGUUGUUGCUGGGGUGGAAAGGAAGAACAAUUUACGCCUUAUCUUGUUGGAAACCUGUGUAAGAAACUUGAAACACAUUCUUACUUUUGAAUCCCAAGUCCAUCCACAUAUAUGAAGAUCAAAUGCAGCAAUUCAGUUUGUAACUGGCUUCUCAGUGUCUUGAUACAGUAACAACAAGAUCAUUUGGUUGCUGAACUCUUCGAGUUUCCUAAUAUGGACGGGGCUAUAAUACUGCAGAGUACACUUCAAUAACCAUCUGAUAAUCAAACAAGACGAGGCUUCGGUGCAUGUUCUUGGUGCUGAUCAUCAGCAUGCACAACGUAGGAGUUGAAUUGAUUGAAUCGAUAUUCCAGAGAAGAAUGACCGAGGCCAUAAGAGCUAUAGCUGACAAGACAUGGCUGCACAUUGUGCAUCAGAUAUGUAUUCUGGAAUUUUGUGAACUUGCAGUAUAUGUUAGUUUGUUCAAUAUACUUGGAGUUCUUAUUGAAGUUAAGUUAUAUACAAAUAAUUUUUUUUAGUAUGUGUAAUUUAACUGCAAGUAAUAGUACAUUGAUUUAAACUAAACAUUUUUUUCAAAUGA